Messenger RNA from Talaromyces proteolyticus, 2912 nucleotides. RefSeq names its product putative Rho GTPase activator. The transcript has 3 exons. NCBI's taxonomy places the organism in Eukaryota, Fungi, Ascomycota, Eurotiomycetes, Eurotiales, Trichocomaceae. Gene Ontology annotation, biological process: signal transduction; activation of GTPase activity; regulation of fungal-type cell wall organization. The record is from RefSeq and is a predicted model, not a curated record. Gene Ontology annotation, molecular function: GTPase activator activity. Gene Ontology annotation, cellular component: cell cortex. Bases 198 to 2582 code for a protein of 794 amino acids.
GUCUGUCGCAUCCAGCACAGUACACUGACAACAACUGGUAUACCUGUUCCCCCUCUCGGAGCUGAAGGGGCCCACACCACCACAGCCAAUCCCAAAGACCUUGGGAAAGGCGUGAAGUCGAAAUAAUUUCACCAUAGCUGUGCUCACCUCGCCAGUGUCAAUCGAUUACGGUCGCACGCAGCACCACCUCUCGCAUCAUGACGACUGGCAGUUCCCAGCCGCUUGGGACACACGCAGCUAUCCAGUCCUUUACACGGAGCCCUGCCCAACCAGCUUCACAACCAGAGCCAACACUGCCUGCUGCGCCGACAAAGCGAGAUCUCGCAUCCUGGUGGAAAACAUUCAAGCGCAACAAUAAAAAAGAUGAGGAAAAUAAAGGCCGAACUCAAGGCGGAAUCUUUGGCGUCCCACUCAAUGUCAGCAUCAAAUAUGCUAACGUCGCCAUUUCUCUCACCAACGACAAAGGCGAAAGUUUCAUAUACGGCUAUGUUCCCAUUGUCGUCGCAAAAUGCGGAGUAUUCUUGAAGGAGCAAGCCACCGAAGUCGAAGGUAUUUUUCGACUCAGUGGCUCCGCGCGACGAAUUAAAGAGCUACAGGAAAUAUUCGACUCCGCAGAGCGCUAUGGAAAAGGUCUGGAUUGGACGGGAUAUACAGUUCAUGAUGCGGCAAACAUCCUCCGUCGUUAUUUGAAUCAGUUGCCAGAGCCCAUCGUCCCUCUUGACUUUUAUGAAGCAUUCCGGGAGCCGCUCCGAAACCAUCAAGCCCAGGCUGUGGGAAGCACCGAGACGAAAGACGAUACUGGCGACUUUGACUAUGAAAAAGCCGUCGCUACAUAUCAACAACUCAUCAGAGAACUUCCUCCUUUAAACAAACAAUUACUCCUGUAUAUCCUAGAUUUGCUCGCAGUUUUCGCCUCCAAGUCCGAGAAGAAUCGCAUGACUUCAGCCAACCUUUCGGCUAUCUUUCAGCCUGGCUUGCUUUCGCAUCCAUCUCAUGACAUGGCACCGAAUGAAUAUAGACUCAGUCAAGACGUUUUGAUUUUCUUGAUCGAAAACCAGGACAAUUUCCUGUUCGGAAUGAAUGGCACCGCGGCAGAUCCACAAACAGUGAAAGAGUUCCAGAACAGUGCCGCUGCCACUGCCCCGACGAAGGCGGCUGGUCUACGUCGCUCUGCGUCAAAUGCUAGUGGGGGUGCUGACAGUUUGAGGAAAUACGAAAACCUUCGUCGGAACGUGUCCGUGUCGUCUCGAAAUUCCGGCAAUACUCAAAGUCCUGGUACACCUACCUCAACGACUAAUACUGUAAAGCGAAGCAAUACUGUUCCUUCUAAGAAAUCGCCUGCUUUGAUCGCCUCAAGGCGAGGCCGAAAUGGAGAGCCGACCACCCCAACAUCUGCAGGACUACCACCUCCUACAGAGACAGAGCAGAAUCGCCCAACCGAGAAUUUAACAGAUACGGUGACCCUUCCGACAGUCAACUCUACAGAGCCUAUCACGUCACAAACCGUAUCAGAACAACCGACGGAACGUUCGCAGUUCUUGGACCCAAAUGCUACACCAACGUCGAAUGUUGUUACUCCUACCAAGGAACGCAAACUGUCUAACUUCUUCACAAAGUCUCCACCUACCGUCCCGGAACAGAAAGAGGUGCGCCAGCCAAACCGUUUGAAGAAAAAGCGGAUCCCAGGUAGCACAAAUGCUAGUGCUCAGAGCUCCAGCCACUCUCUCAGUGGUGGCAUUUCCAAUGACUCGACCCUCCUGCAAUCUACAUCCCAAGUGCCAACUCCGGUGCCGGCCACCUCAAAUGAAGGUACUCCCACAAUACAAGAGACUGAGCCCGUGCCACCUGUGUCGACUGAGGGCAGUCACCAUCAUCACCAACCGUCCGAAAGCACACUCAAACCCCAUCGUUCUCGAUCGCCCUCGAUGCACUCAAAGUCGUCUUUCACCGACCACUCAGAAUUUGAGCAAGGUGACGAUACAUCAAAAGCAGAAAAGAGGGAACACCGAAAGAGCUGGCGGUUUCCUCUCUCACGACAAAAUCAUGAACAGCCUUCAUCGCCACCCUUAGUUGGGCUGAAUUCUGGAGCUGAAUUCAGCUCGAGCUCUAUUGGCAGCUUCAAUCAACCUCAGCGUAGCUUUGCCAACGACUCGCAUGCUCCCAGCACAGAUAUCACGUCAACACAGGAUACUGAUAUCGGGCGAUCCACCAGUAAUCUCCGCGAAGGUGCCAUAUCUCCAGAGCCAGAGAAGCGCAGUAUCUUUGAAAAGAUCAAGGCAAAGGUUGCACCCAAAAAGGAUGGCAGCGAUCGUGGUAAGAGUCCACAACGCUCGGACUUCCCUCCUGCAAACGAUCCACCCCAAGUUGAAGAAAAGAAGCAGCCACAAAUUGAGCAACCGACAGAGGUCGCUCCAGAAAGCAGCAACGCACCCGCGCCACAACCAGCGCCACAACCAGCGCAAGACUCGGUUCCCGUCUCUACCACUGCAGCUCCUGAGACCACUGCUGCUGAUCCUGCUGUUGCUUUAACUCCUGCCACUCCGGUUUCGGCUCCAGCCCCGACAACAGAAGGUUCCAAAUAAACGAUAAAACCGGCCGUCAGGAAUGAUAUGAGAUUUCUUUUCUGUUAGCAAGAAUCACGAUGUUGAAAAGUUGUUUUUCCUUAAUACCCCGUGUGUCGUAUAGCUUGUUUAUUUACUCGAUUAUUUCCUUCUUUGCAACUGUUCAAUUCCUCGAACACACGUACUUUUACUUUCGAUACCUUUUGUCCUAUGAGAUCUUGAUACCGCCUUUUUGCUACUCAUCACUUUUUUCACUUUUCCGUGUCUCUUUCUAUUGACUUACGUGUAUGACCUGAAUAGUGGAGGGUUUUUAUUCUUCUCGUGUGUGAGCGAUAAACUACUAUUACUUGU